Molecule: messenger RNA, 6684 nt
Organism: Eimeria maxima
Lineage: Eukaryota; Apicomplexa; Conoidasida; Eucoccidiorida; Eimeriidae
Product: flavin-containing amine oxidase domain-containing protein, putative
Exons: 11
Coding region: 1-6684 (2227 amino acids)
Molecular function (GO): oxidoreductase activity
Source: RefSeq, a predicted model, not a curated record
AUGCGGCAUCCAAGAAGCCGCAGACAUAGACGUGAGGGGCCCCCCCGUCCCCUUGGGGCCCCUCCCUUGGGCCCCCCUCCCUUGGGCCCGCCUCCUCCCCUGGGCCCCCCUCCUCCUUUGGGGGUACCUCCCUUGGGGGCCCCUCCUUUGGGGCCCCCUCAUCUGCUGGGCCCCCCUUUGGGGAGCCCAUUUUUGGGGGGUCCCCAAGGCUUUCCACUCCUGCAGCAGGACCCCCUGCUGCAUCUGCCGCAGGUGCAGACCCCACUUGAUUGGCACACAGCGCAGCAGCAGCAACAACAAUUGGUGCAGCAGCAACAAAGACAGCAGCAACACGUGCAGCACCAGCAAUUGGAGCAGCAGCAGGUUCAGCAGCAGCGAGAUGUUGCAGCCCCGCAGCAGACCCCGCCGCACAACUGGAUGCAACAGCCGCAGCAGCAGCAGCUGCAACCGAAUGUACUGCAGCGACAGCAGCAAAAACGAGAGCACCACGAGCAACGGCUGCAUGACGAGCUGCAGCCGCCGCAGCAGCAAAAACAGCAACAGCAGCUGCAGCAACAACAGCCACAGCAGCUGCAGCAGCAGCAGCCACAACUGCAACAACCACAGCAACAACAGACACAACAACAACAGCUGCAGCGACAGCAGUCACAGCAGCAACAGGUGCAGCACCCGACCUACCACCAGCCCGUACAGCCCCAAGAGCAAGAGGUACAGCCGCCGCAGCAGUAUCAUCAUCAGCAGCAAUGGGAGCAGAGACAACUGCAGCAGCAGCAGCAGCAGCAGCAGCUGCAGUGGCUUGGUCAUCGACCAGUUGGCACGCCUUCUUCAGUGACGCAACAGCAGCAGGAGCAGCAGCAGCAGCAACGACAACAACAACCACAGCAACGACAAGAACAAGAACAAGAACAAGAACAAGAUCAAGAACAACAAGAACAACAAGAACAACAAGAACAACAAGAACAACAAGAACAAGAACAACAACAACAAGAACAAGAACAAGAACAACAACAACAACAGCAACAACAACAGCAACAGCAACAGCAACAACAGCAGCAGCAACAACAACAACAUGGCGGCUCCUAUUCAUCUUGGUCUUGGUCCCCUUGUGACCAGCAGCAAGUGCAAGAGGAACGAGUGCAGCAACGACGGCAGCAGCAGCAGUACUCGCGGGACGUAUCGCCAGAGGCGGGGGAAAUACCCUCUAGGCCCGAUGCACGUGCUUGGCAACAGAAGCAGCAGCAACAACAGCAGCAAUGGCAGCACCCGGAGAGUCGCAUGCUGGCAGGGAGUGAUGCAGGAGCCGCAGCAGCAGCAGCUUCUGCUGCUGAAUCUGCUGCAGCGGAAAUGCGCAGGCAGCAGGAAUUGUGUGAAUUAACUCCCAUCUCCUCUCUAUCUCCUAUCAGCAGUGAUGAUGCAGCAACAGAUGACGAAGCCCUUGGCACAGCAGCAACAGCAGAAGCAACAGCAGAAAUAGCAGCAGAAGCAGCAGCAGAAGCAGCAGCAGAAGCAGUGCAAACGGCUACCAAUAUAUCGAGCCCUGUAGCAGUUAAGGAGAAAACAGAAACAGCCGAUGCUACUAGUGAGUCUCCAAUUUCUACGCCUACGGUACAGCAGCAGCAGCAGGACAUGCCUCAGGAAGCAGCAGACGGAGCAGCUGCUGUUCAGUGCUUACCGUUCAAAGGGGAGGCUGCAGCAGCAGCAGAGCCUACAGAAGCAGCAGUGCCAACAGCAGCAGCAGAGCCUACAGAAGCAGCAGAGCCUGAAGAAGCAGCAGAGCCUGAAGAAGCAGCAGCUGCAGAAGAAGCAGCGGAGACAGCAGCAGCGGAAGCUGCAGAAGCAGAAGCCCAAGCUGUUUCUCCACAGAGCAAUGAAGAUACAGUAGAUGUUGCUGAGGCAACAGCAGCAGUAGCAGAAGCAGCAGCUGAUGUAGACCACACAACAGACGAAGAAGACGAAGAAGAAGCGGAAGCUGCAGCAGUACCAGCAGAAGCAGCAGCAGCAGAAGCAGCAGCAGCGUCAGCGAUUACUGCUUGCUGCCGCCGUCUGUGUGUUGGGCGCACAUGCGCACUGCAGCAGCUGUCGCGGAAACAGCGAGAAGAGUUGCAGCAGACUCGUGUAGCCAUCAUAGGGGCUGGCCUUUCCGGCAUGAGUGCCGCGCGGCUGUUGUCAUCGUUUGGAGUGUAUGUGGAAGUCUUCGAGGCCCGUGGAAGGCUUGGGGGACGUUGCUGCAGCUUGCAGGUUGGAGGCAUAGAAGGGCUUGACCUCGGGGCCUCGUGGAUCCAUGGCAUUGAAGGAAAUCCUCUCUAUCGUAUUUGCAAGGACUACGGCCUCCUCGUCUACGGCGACGACGAUCGAGAUAUGGAGAUAUCUGUGCCUCUGUACGGGCUAGAUGGUGCUCUAACGGACAUGAGCCUGGACAGCUGGUGCGAGGCCACAAGGACGCAGCAGCAGCAAGAAGUUGAUGCUUUUAUUAAAGCUGCAUGCAACAAGCUGUGCAGACACCCCAAAUGUUCUGAGCUGCACCAGAAGCAGCAGCAACGCGUCCAGCAGCAACAGCGAACGCUCUUCCGCCUGCUGCAGCGCCAGCAGCUGCUGCAGCAGCGGCAACCACAGAGACAGCAGCAGCGGCAAUCCCACCAGCGCAUGCACACACUGCAAAUGAAGACCAGGCCAAUGAAGCGCCCUGCCCCCACAUUGCUGCUGCAUCAGCACCAGCAGCCAAAAUACAGACGCCUCCUAGCUGUACAGAAGCAGCAACAGCAGUACCCGCAACAGCAGGUCUGCAUGCAUGCAUCUCGUGAAGCCCUUAAGAUUUCAAUUGGGCAAUAUCUAGCUGAGAAAAAUGAGGUCGCGUUAAACCAGAUGGAGGAGCAAGACAAAGGUGCUGCUGCUGCGGAUGAUGAUAAUGUUGCUGUUCCUCCUCCUGCCCCUGCUUUUAGUGCCGCUGUUGCUGCUGCUGUGUCGGUUGGUACAGCUUUGCUGCUGCUGCUUUCGUGCCGUGAUGUGCAGGCGGACGACGUUACGGGCUUGCCGGGUCGACACGUGAUGCUCCAGCGAGGCUAUCGUUCCCUUGUGGAGUGUCUUGCUGCUCCUGCUUCAGUUGCAGCAACAGCAGGAGCAGCUGCGCCUCCAGCUGCAGGACCAACAGCAGCAGGCGCAGGUACAGCAGCAGCAACAGCUCGGUUGGUGUUGAGGCCCCCAAAGAUACACCUUAAUUCUGCUGUGCAGCAAAUCAGCAUCACAGACAAUGGCGUCGUGCUGAAGCUGCUAUCAGGACCACAAACUGCUUCCUUCGACUUCUGUCUCGUUACGCUGCCUCUUGGUGUGCUGAAGGCCUCAUUAGAGGCAUUCGGUCCCGACGGCAAGAGCACAAACAAUGGUAGCAGGGGCAGUAGCAACAACAACAGCACCACAAACAGCAGCAGCACAUGCGCUGGCCUAGACCCGGCAGCCGCCCCUGCCGCCACAGCAGCAGAAGCGGCAGUAGCACCUUCAGCAGAUGACGCCGGUGAAGGCCAAGGUCUACCUGCGGCAGCAGCAGCUGCUGCAGCGACAACAGCAGCUGCGGCAAGGAUGCUCGGCAUGGCGGAGGCGGCAAUGAGUCGCAGCAUGUCAGCGGGCUUUGAGGCAACAGCUGCUGCAGCGGCGGCGGCAGCAGCAGCGGAGGCCAACGGCAGCUGCUACGGGAAGAUGGUGCUGCACGGCUUGGAGCUGAACACAGCGGCAGCAGCAACGAGCGCAGCAGCAGCUGCUAAUGCUGCUGCGGCGGCGAUUGCGACGGUGGGUGCAGCUGAAGCAGGAGGGGGAGCAGCAGCAACAGCAGUAAACAACUAUUUCGGCUGUCUCGACAGCUUUCACGAAUUGCCAAUCCCUUUGGCUUUGCCAGACCAUAUUUGCAGCCUCAUCAGGACGGAAGACACUUCGUUGUCUGCGGAGCAGCAACAACAGCAAGUUGCUGUUGCUGCUGCUGCUGCUGCAGACCAAGCUGCAGCCGCAGCUGCUCCCAUACCAGCGGGAGCACCGGGACGCAGUAGCAACGUUUUGCUGCAGCGGCUUGAUGCAGCAGCAGCAGCUGCUGCUGCUGCUGCUGUCCGAGCCCAGGGAGUAACUCCUGCUGCAGCGGCCAGGGCAUCAGCUGUAGCCGAAGCAGCAGCAGCAGCAGCAGCAGAGGCGGCUGUGGCAGCAGGAGGGUCAGACGCAAUCGCUGCAGCUGCUGCUUCAAUUGAAACACGAGCUGCUGCUGUUGCUGCUGCCGCGGCAAACGCUGCACAGGAGCUGCUGCGCGCAAGGGGUGUUUCUCUUGAAGAUUCGGAAGCAGCAGCAACAGCAGCAGCUGCUGCUGCUACAGCAGCAUCUACUGCAGCGUCCCCUAUCCCUGCAGCGGGGGGAGCAGCUGCAGCUGCUUCAUCAGCCAUCGAUGCUGGUGUCCGCGCUGCUGUCGCUGCUGCUUGCAGCACGGCACGAGCAGCAGUUGAAGCAGCACAGGCGCGUGCUUGCUUCCGUGCUCUCAGCAGCAGCGGCAGCAGCGGCAGCAGCGACAGCAGCGGCAGCAGCGGCGGCGGUGUCUGCGAAGGUCCCACAGUAUAUUUGAGCGGUGCUACGAGUGCGGCAGGUUAUGCAGCACAAGCAGGAUCAUUAGACGCAUCAACGGCAUCAGCAGCAUCAUCAGCAGCAGCAGUAGCAGCAGCAGGAAGCAACGCAGGUCUUGUUCGCUUCAAUCCACCGUUGCCGGAGUGGAAGGCGGAGGCAAUCCGUGUCGUGGGAAUGGGGGCGAUAAAUAAAGUUGUAAUUGUCUUCGACAGAGUCUUCUGGCCAACUGAACCCCUCAUCCACCCUUCAAGUGCUGCUGGUGCUGAUGCUGCUGCUGGUGCUGCUCCCAACCCAACUGCUGCUGCUGCUGCGCAGCAGUCGGACCAGCAACAGCAGGCGCAACAGGAACAGCAGCAACAUCAGGAGGCAGACGGGCUUCAUCAGGGCGAAUCAGCGGCAUCGACUGAAGCAACAGCAGUUGCACCGCUCUUAAACGGUAUCAACGUAGCUGAAACGAGUGCUGGUGCUGGUGAUUCUGCUGCAUCGGAUGACUCUGCAUCCUCUGCUGCAGAAGCAGCGGCGCAGGUCGCUGCAGAAGCAGCAGCAGCGGCAGCGGCGGCAGCAGCGGCGGCAGCAGCAGGCGAGGUGGAUGCAACUGGCCGGGUGUUACGAAUGGGAUGUAGACAGAAGGGAUGGGCCUCAGCAGAAAAGGGCGCCUACGCUCAAAUCGUAUACCUCCACCCCAAACCUGCUGUCUUGAUCCUGUUAUCUGGGCGAUUUGCCUUUGGGUCUGAGUUUCGUGCCAAGGAAGUGCUCCUACUGGAGGCUCUGUCUGUGUUGGGAUUGCUGCACGGCCAAUUGUCUCUUCCUGUUGCGGCUUUUGUCUCGAGGUGGAAAAGGGAUCCUUUUGCCAGAGGCAGUUACUCUUACCUGCCCCCAGGAGCAACAGGCAGAGACCUCGACCUUCUUGCUGCUCCUCACUUUAAUAGCAAAGCUGAUGCGCGGAUGUUGUUUGAUUGCUUUGAAUGGGGCGGAGGCGGCGGGCUAAAGAAUACCGGCUGCCCUGUAGUGUAUGAGGAUCACAUAGAAGGGCCGCGGCCAGAAGAGCGCAGUGAGUGGUUCGGAGCUGUGCGCUGCGCCUUCUGCGGAGAAAGCCAAACCCUGGACCGUUUAUUUGUGGGAUGCAUCACCAUUCCCCUCCCAGGCGGCAGCAGCAGUAACAGCAGCAACAGCAGUAGCGGCAGCAAUAGGAGUUUGCGUGUUGCGGUGCACGAAGACUGCAGCUACCACUGCCAAGAAGUUCUUAGCAGCGCUGAGGGCAGCCAGUGGCCUCUUUUUUGUCCAGAGCAUCUACUGGAGAAAUGGCGGGGCUAUCAGGGAGGGGCAGGCCCAUCGCAAGCAGCGGUGGCAGCAGCAGCUGCUGCCGCUGCUGCUGUUACUGCUGCACAGGAACCGCAGAAAGCACUAAAGGUAGCUGCAAGGCAGGAGCAACGGCGCCUUCGCCAACUGCAGCAGCAGCAGGAGCAGCACCGGCAGGAAGCUGCGUGCCCUGACUGUGGAACUGCCCGAGCGGACGCAGCCCUCACUUGGGGCCUGCAGCAAACCAGCAAGACAGCAGCAGCUGCUGCUGCUGCAAAUGCAGAAACAGCAGAAGCGGAGGCCAACAGCAACAACGACUUAACAGUACUAUCAUCAGGGAUUGCUGCUGCUGGGGAAUAUGCUGAGGCGCUGCUGGAAGUUGCAGAAAACGGGAUUGUGCCUGCCGUUGGAGCGGGUGUUGGUGCCGCUGCGACGCAAGCCUAUAGUUCCUCUGGGGAAAACAGCAGCAGCAAAUGCCAUUCGGAAGGACAGCAACAGCAGAUGCAACUCUACCACGAACAGAAGCUCCAACAGCGGGGAGCUGUGCGCCCUCUGCCGACUUUCUAUCGCGUGGUCCCUCCCCUGCUGCAACAACAGCAGCAAAAGCAGCAACGACAGCUGCAGCAGCAACACCGGCAACAGCAGUUGCAGAAGCGGCAGAGGAAUACCUUCUACGAUCAAUUGAAGGCAUUCUUAAACGCCAUAGGACACCCAACCGCAGUAGAAACAGGAAAACCAACAGUAGCACCAACACCGGUAGCGGAGGAAGUGGUGCAGCAACAAUGCCUGCCCUGA